CGCCCGUUUGCUCUCCACCGCAAUGGACGGUGACCGCGGCGGCGAAUACUGAAGAGCGAAGCAGGAUUCGGCUGUGCUUGUCCAGAGAGGAACGAACUGAACGUUGUUGGACUAGAUGCAUGGAUUUUGUUGCAAACUGAAUGCAUAAGUAGUUAUUGCUCGAUUCAGGUUUAUAGAUGGGAACUCAGAAAGAAACGUUCUGUCCCGAAGAAAUGCAAAGCGAACGUGUUACCAGAAAACCCGAAGUGCAGGCCCUAAACGAGUCACUCGGCUCCAGUGCCGCAAGUAAAGUGCAAAUGAUUAAAGGUGGUCUGUUCCUUGGUUCUGUGGCUACAGCAGGAAUGCUAGCUGGUUUUGGCACAACACUUGCGAUGGCAAAAAAGAAAAGUCCUGGAUGGUUUAAUAAGGUUGCAGGAUGUAAUACUUUUGACUUGUGUAAGGGUAUGACUGCCACCAUUGCAGUUCCUGAGAGUGGUGCUUCACUUGCCUUGAGAGCCUUGGGUUGGGGCUCUCUUUACGCAUGGUGCGGGGUUGGUUUGCUUAGCCUAACUAUCUGGAAGGCUGUAGGAGCACACAGUCUGACAGAAUUCAGAGAAAAGAUCCAAGCAAUACUCCCUGAAGUUCCAAAGAGCACAGGCAUGGAGGUAGCAGAGCCAUUUAGCUGGGAAGACCUGUUCAAGUCAAAAUGAGAAGAUGCUGAUUAAAUGGAACAAUAAAUGUGAUCUCACUGUCUAGCCAAUUAAACAAAAAUUAGCAACUGCACCUUUUAUAAGUUAAGGAACUUUAUUGUGCAUUUAAAAUGUAUUGAUAUUUGAAUGCUGUACAGAUAUUUUGAAGAAUAAAAUCCUAUAAAUAACA
This is a messenger RNA of Mobula hypostoma (lesser devil ray), 858 nucleotides long. RefSeq names its product transmembrane protein 242 (gene tmem242). The record is from RefSeq and is a predicted model, not a curated record. Lineage: Eukaryota; Metazoa; Chordata; Chondrichthyes; Myliobatiformes; Myliobatidae. Bases 177 to 689 code for a protein of 170 amino acids. The transcript has 5 exons.